Molecule: messenger RNA, 2499 nt
Organism: Didymodactylos carnosus
Lineage: Eukaryota; Metazoa; Rotifera; Eurotatoria; Philodinida; Philodinidae
Source: the annotation of a GenBank genome assembly
AUGCUGUCCGUUCGUCGUUGCCUAAAUGACUUAUCUCUUGGCACAUUCUAUCAAAAAAUAACAAAUUUAUUUACACAGUCCAAAACAAAUAACAUUGAACUAAGUUCACCGGCACCAGAUUCAACAUCAGCUAUACUCUUUAACAAGUAUCCAUCUUUUGUAACAUCGUUAUCGAAACCAUUGAGCAAACAACAUCAACGACGUUCACUUGGAUUAAAACAACAACAACAACAACUCAAUGUCAGUAGUGGUUCUCAAUCAACACGUACAUCCUGCUCGACAUCGUGUGGAUCGUACAAUUCCCUAUCACAUGUAUCAGAAAACAAACAAGCGCCGCUUACAUCCAGUACUAAUUCUUCAACUGGUAUCACAACAUCUCCUAUCUACAUACAAUCAAAUAUUAUGCUACAUAGCACAUAUGGUGAUGAGCGGAAACAACAGCAACAUCAAUUUGUUCCUGGUAUGGACAGUGAUGAAUUUCGUCGUCGUGGUAAGGAAAUGGUUGAUUAUAUUGCUGAUUAUAUUACUAAUAUUAGUGCACGACGAGUUACACCUGAGGUUGAACCCGGUUAUUUACGCCCAAUGUUGCCAAAAAAUGCACCCGAUGAACCUGAACCGUGGGACGAUAUAAUGAAAGAUGUUGAAACAGCCAUAAUGCCUGGUAUAACACAUUGGCAACAUCCACGUUUUCAUGCCUAUUUUCCAGCUGGAAAUAGUUAUCCAUCAAUAUUGGGUGAAAUGUUAUCAGCUGGCUUAGGUAUUGUUGGCUUUAGCUGGGCUGCAAGUCCAGCAUGCACAGAAUUGGAAACAGUCAUGCUUGACUGGCUUGGACGAAUGAUGGCAUUACCAAAAGUAUUUUUACCGUUCGAUAUCAAUCGUGAUUAUAAAGAUAGUGAUGACGAUGAAACAAACUCGGACUCAGAGUCAUAUGAAUUAAGUGAUGUUGAUAAGGAUGAUACUGUGGAUGGUACAGUUGAAGAUGGAUUAAUGAUGAAUGGAAAGAAAAGUAGACACAAAGCUAGUGAAUGUGUACUAGUUGCCAUGUUAUGCGCCCGUGCAAAAAAAGUUGCUAGUCAACGUUUAAUAGAUCCACAUAUUGAGGAUGGACAACUGUUAUCAAAACUAGUGGCCUAUACAUCAAAACUGGCACAUUCAUGUGUUGAAAAAGCCGGUCUAAUUGCGGUCAUCAAAGUUCGACAAUUGUAUGUUGAUGAUCAUUAUUCUUUACGUGGUAAAACCUUGGAAGAAUCAAUAAAAGCAGACAAGGAAAAAGGAUUAAUACCAUUUUUUGUAUCUGGUACACUUGGUACAACAUCAUGUUGUUCAUAUGAUAAUCUUGAAGAAAUUGGUGAAAUAUGUCGUCGAGAACAAUUAUGGUUUCAUGUUGAUGGCGCCUACGCUGGAAGUGCAUUUAUUUGUGAAGAGUUUCGGUAUCUGAUGAAAGGCAUACAUUAUGCGGAUUCAUAUAAUACGAAUCCAAACAAAUGGUUAUUAAUAAAUUUUGACUGUUCGUGUUUUUGGGUGCGAGAUAAAUUUGCAUUGGUAAAUGCAAUGUCUGUUGAUCCACUCUAUUUACAACAUAAACAUGCUCAAAAGGCAGUUGACUAUCGUCAUUGGGGUGUUGCGCUUAGUCGUCGUUUUCGUGCGUUAAAAUUAUGGUUUACAAUUCGUAAUUAUGGUGUAACUGGUUUACGUCAUUAUGUUCGGGAGCAUUGUCGUUUGGCUAAAGUUUUUGAAGGGUUAUUGAGAAAAGACCAUCGUUUUGAAAUAGUUGGGGAUGUAACACUUGGCUUAGUCUGUUUUCGAUUAAUAGGAAGCAACAAACUUAGUCAAAAAUUGUUAUUAUCAUUAAAUGAUUCCGGUAAAAUUCAUAUGGUUCCAUCAAUGGUCAAUGACAUUUAUAUCAUUCGAUUUGCUGUUUGUUCAAAAGAUGCUACUGAUGAUGACAUGCGUGUUGCAUUUGAUAUAAUACAAUCACAUGCCAAUGAUGUUAUACAAGAAUAUAAAGCAAUGCGCGGUGGACGUCUGUCAUCCACGUCCAGUGAUUCUCUUGAUUUAUUAUCGAAAGUACCGCCACCUACAACGAUAAUUGGUGAAACACCUGAACUCGUCACAAGCGUCACAGCUGAAACAAAUAUACCUGAUCAAAUAUUAACAAAUUCAACGGCUGCCGUUGUCCCAUCUACCCAUCAACAACAGAAACCAUCAACACCAACAAAACCAAAAGUCACGUUUGAAAAACCAUCAGCUGUAAUUAGCAAACGUCCUGGUACCAUGUUUACACGCAUGGUUUCGGAUGCUAAAUUAUAUUUACCAAAGCGUACAUUGUCACAAAUAUCCCGUCAAUCGUCACUAGCUAAUCCAUAUGUCCGUAAACGUAUUCAAAAUGACGCAAAUGCUCCUCGAGCUCGUUCAUCCUCGGAGCGUUAUUUAUCGCGGACCGUAUCAAUUUUGGAUACAGUUCCUAGUGAUGAUGGAGAAUUAGACGAGCAAAAUUAA